AUGAGUUCGAUUUGGAAUUAUUUUGAAAAAGUACCGGGUGUACUUGUGGCUGAGUGUUUACUGUGUAAAAAAGAAUAUUCCUACAAGACCAGUAUAACAAAUUUAAAAAAACACUUAAGCUCUAAGCAUUUGAGUGCAUGUCAAAACUUAUUAAAUGAUGGAGAAUUCACUGCAAAUGCGCCGCCGUCGCCAACAUCGGUGCAGGUUGAAAUAAUUGUACCGGCAGACCAGACAUCACCUGUCACUACCACAGACACACAAGAAAUAGAAUCCGGCUCAUUGCAACUGGAGCGUUCAAGUCGUCCUUUGAUAUCGCGACGCAAUCGUCGAAUAGACCAACAGCAGAAAAAGUUACUAGAUAAAAAGUUAGUACAAAUGAUUACAUUAGAUUAUCAACCUUUUUCUAUUGUCGAGGACACAGGCUUCAAAAAUUUUGUCAAAGCGUUGAAUCGCAAUUACGAGUUACCCGACAGGAAAUUAAUAUCUGGUACAUUAGUACCAAGUCUUUAUGUAGCCUGCAAAGCAGAAGUUGCAACUUUAAUGCAAAAUGUAAAGAGAGUCUGCAUUACUACAGACUCAUGGACUUCCCUAACCAUGGACUCGUAUCUAUCUGUCGUAGCUCACUUUAUGAUAGAUUAUGAGCUUAAAUCUGUUUUGCUUCAUUGCGAGCACUUUAGUGAUUCUCAUACAUCUGAGUCGUCAUUAGCUCGUGCUCUAGAAACUGUAGCACAGGAAUGGCAAAUUUCGGAUAAAAUAACACUAGCGGUUUCAGAUAACACUCAGAAUAUAAGUAAUGCCAUUAAAGAAGUUGGGUGGCCAUUUUUUGGUUGCUUUCUCGACAAGCUUAAUUUAGUAGUGGAAAAAGCUUUAGAUGUAAUAAAUUUUUUAGUGGAUAAAGUAAAAAGAAUUGUUGCCCAUUUCAAAAAAAGUCAUAAUGCAACAGAAUCAUUGAUCAAAUACCAAACAGAUUUUGAGAAAAAAUCAAUAGCACUUCAACUAAUACAGUCAGUACCAACGAGGUGGAACUCAGUGUUCUACAUGCUCCAAAGAUUUAUUCAACUUCAAGGAGCAUUACUGGCCGUCAUACCCAAUUUAGCAGCUGACCUGCCUGUCAUUUCUACAGAAAUGUGGGACACAAUGAGACAGGUAUGCUUGAUAUUGCAACCCUUUGAGGAGGCAACAAGACUAAUGAGUGACACAAGAUAUCUCACCGCAAGCCUUGCCAUUGUGAUUGUGGAUGGCCUAAAAAAUGUUAUACAGUUGGCGAAGAACAAGCCAGCUUUUAAUGUGACACAGUCAUUUUUAGAUAAGUUGGAGAGGGGGCUAAAUUCAUAUUUUCCAAGUCACGAAAUAGAAAAUAGCCUCAUGCUUGGAAUAUGCACUUUCUUAGACCCAAGAUUUAAGGUGCAUGCAUUUUUAGACCAGACAAGUGAGGUGUCAACACUAGAAAUGACUCACCGUACACAAAGGGUUGAUACAAUCAAGCAAGAAAUCUUAGACAAUUUAAUAAAUAAAAUAAAUAAAAAAAAGAUGAAUACAACGCAAGAAUUUGCCACAAUAACCCAAACUGUCUCUAAUCAGUCUACGUCUUCAGAUUUGGGUGAUUCUAUGACACCGCUUACUUUAUGGCGCAAAAUUAAUACAAAUAUAGCAGCAGUAACGCCUCCGGUGGAUAAUGUCAUCGAAAGAGCAAGGUGGGAGUUAGAAAUGUUUCUAAGUGAGGAAGUGGCGGCACGGGAUUCCUGUCCCUUGAAAUGGUGGCAAUCACAUGAAUGUGUCUAUCCAUAUUUGGCCGAAAUCUUUAAAGAAAUUAGUCACAUUGUUGUCAGCUCUGUGGAGUGUGGAAGAGUGUUCUCUAAGGCUGGAAAUGUUAUUGCAGCAAAACGAGCUCGCCUUAGUCGCAAACGAACAGCUGAGUUGGUGUUCUUAAAUUACAACUCAGAAUAUUGUAAAUAA
This is a messenger RNA of Arctia plantaginis, 1956 nucleotides long. The record is from the annotation of a GenBank genome assembly. NCBI's taxonomy places the organism in Eukaryota, Metazoa, Arthropoda, Insecta, Lepidoptera, Erebidae.